Podarcis raffonei (Aeolian wall lizard) is the source of this 4541-nucleotide messenger RNA. It is a transcript of the gene PCNX4, whose product is annotated as pecanex 4. NCBI's taxonomy places the organism in Eukaryota, Metazoa, Chordata, Lepidosauria, Squamata, Lacertidae. The transcript has 12 exons. Gene Ontology annotation, cellular component: membrane. The record is from RefSeq and is a predicted model, not a curated record. Bases 439 to 4008 code for a protein of 1189 amino acids.
CUGCUGCCAGCCAGGGUCAGGCUCUUGCGCAGCCUCUUGCCUUUGCUGUGCAGCUCCUGGGCUGUUGCUGCUGCCAGCCAGGGUCGGGCUCUUGCUCAAUCCAUUUGCCUUACUUUGCUAUGUAGCCCCUGGGCUGCUGCCAGCCAGAGUCGGGCUCUUGCUCAGCCUCUUGCCUUUGCUAUGCAGCUUCUGGGCUGUUGCUGCUGCCAGCCUGGGUUGGGCCCUUGCUCAGCCCCUUUGCCUUGCUUUGGCAUGAGGCUCCUGGCCUUGCUAUGACAACUUGACCCUUUCACUAUAGAAACCAUCAAAAGGUAGAGUUGUGGGCUACGGAUUCUCUUUAAAGGGUUGUUUCGUCCCGCCAGCAAGCCUGCAGUUCUUUUCAGCCUCUGAAAUGUAACCUUCCCCAGAGAAAAUGAGAUUCAUUCAAAGUCUGAGUGAAUGAGAAUGGGCCCAGAUGUUCCUCUGCUGAACGACCACAAACAAGAAUUCCUCCUGAAACGUUUUCCGCAGACUGUUUUGGGCGGCCCUCGAUUUAAAUUGGGACACCCUGCGCCUCUUUAUGUCUACGUGAACCAGAUUCUUCUCUUCCUGCUACCAUGUCUUCUGGGAGGCGUGGGGACGCUGCUCUACCAACUAAGUGUUCUGCAAGACUAUUCUGCGGCCGCUGUAUCUGGAGGACUCAUGCUAGUUACAGCUAUUACUCUCCAGGCAGCAAGCCUGUAUGCAAAACAGAAAACGGCUUCGGUGGAAAGAGUGCAUACUCACAGUACCCUAACGGAUGAAGAUGAAUGGGAGUUCUCUAGUUGUCUGGGCUCAGAGACAGUCAAAUUUAUUAUUCCAGGCAAGAAAUACAUAGUUAACAUCAUCUUUCACUCACUUCUCGCUGGGGUGCUAUGUGGCUUAGGAACUUGGUACCUUCUACCUAAUAGAAUCGCCUCAUUGUAUGGAGGUAACAUUGGAGGAACUGUUAUGAUCUUUGUCUUUGGUUGGGUGACGGUCUGCAUUGGGGAGUACUCCUUAAUUGUCAAUACUGCUUCAGAGACAGCUACUUACCAAGCACUAGACACUUACGAAAUUGUUCCUCUGAUGAGACCUUUCUACAUUUUUGUCUUCUUCGCAGUGGACCUCACUCACAGAUUCAUUGCUGAUGUUCCAGCUUUAAAACUGGCAAACCAGAUUCUGCACGUUGUGUUUUUGUGUUUGCCAUUCUUGUGGACUCUGGGAAUUUUGCCCCCACUGGACGCACUUUUUCUCUGGGGAAUGGAACAAGUGUUGGAGCUUGGUCUAGGCGGUUCACCCAUGUCAAGUAACACAAGGCUGCUAUUAAUGUUUUUGAUUUCUGUGGGAACAGCUGUUGCCUCUUAUUUCAUCCCCAGCACUCUUGGUGUCGUCCUCUUCAUGACUGGAUUUGGAUUUGCAUUGAGUCUUAACUUAAGAGAGAUUGGGUUUGCAUUCAAGUGCACUGUCAUCAACUGCUUAGCCUCCAACAAGUUUACAAAGGCAUCUGGCUGUUGUGGGACCCAGUUUGGAUGGCAGGAAUUUGUUUUCUAUUUGACUGCAUUGACUUUGGCUCUCCUGGAAGCUGGUCUGUUGCACUCCUUCCUCGGUCCUCAGGCGUUUUCUAAAACCAGCCUCCAGGCUGUUGUGAGCUAUUUGCUGAUAGCAUUGCUCCUUGCGACGUGGAUUCUUGGACAGAUUCAGGCCGUGUACCUGUUCGGAAUGUUGCGAAACCCGUUUUAUCCAAAGGAUGUCAUGACCGCGAAUGUCUUUGUGGAGAAACAAAAGAGGCUUAAGAAAAUUGGUCUGCUCAGAAGGAUUUUGCUAGCUGUAGUGUCUCCAUUUGCUAUGAUAGCGUUUCUUUCCCUAGACAAUUCUCUGCAUCAUCUUCCAUCUGUAUAUGUUUCCAUUGGAUUCUCAAGAGGCUUUAGAAUGGUAUGGCAGGAUACAGAACGUGCUUUGUUGGAUAUGGUGGUAGUGUCAACUGUGCAGUUGCUGGUGUUCAAUACUGAUCUUUGGUGGAAUAGAAGCAUUGAUACAGGAAUCAGGCUCUUGCUGGUCGGAAUAAUCCGGGAUCGGCUGUUUCAGUUUGUUUCAAAACUGCAGUUUGCACUUACUGUUCUCUUGACAUCAUGGACAGAGAAAAAGCAACGGCGGAAGUCCACUGCUACCCUGAUUACACUCAACAUUGUCUUCUUUCCAGUUGUACUGACCCUCAUAUUGCUGUCUGCACUUCUGUCUUCCCCCUUGCUGCCCCUUUUCAGUCUCCCCAUAUUUCUGAUUGGCUUUCCAAGACCUAUCCGAAGUUGGCCGGGACCUGUGGGUGUGACGGCCUGCAUUUGUCCUGACACCAUAUAUUACCAGCAAAUGAUUCCAAGUUUGACUACUGCAUUGCAGUCAGCACUGUCCAAUGGUAGCCUGGGGCUCUGCUCACCUGGCUCUCACUACCUGUGCCGAUUCCAAGACAGACUGGUAUGGAUCCUUGUGUUAGAAAGAGGCUUCACUUAUUGUUGUCUUAAUAUCAAGGGGUUAGAAUUGCAGGAAACCUCCUGCCAUACCGCUGAAGCUCACAAAGUAGAUGAAAUGUUUGAGACGGCCUUUGAACAUGAGGAGUGCAGGAAGAUCCUCUCCCUCAACCAUCACUUUUUAAAUAUUUUAACACCUUGUUGUGUUCUUCCUGUGAAGCUCUAUUCAGAUGCCCGGAACGUCUUGUCUGGAAUUAUUGACUCGCCUGACAACCGGAGGCAGUUGAAAGACGAUUUUCUGAAAAACCUCUUAUGGGUGCUAGUCCAAUACUGCUAUAAGAAAUCAAAAACACACAGAACACAUGAAAGAACACUCAAAUCCAAGCAUAAGUCGCCUUCAGUGGAGCCACCUGAAGUUUUAAGCAAGGCAAUAGAAAGUCCAGACUCCUGGAAAAAUGAUGACCACCUCAGUGUGGAAUCGAUAGAUGAGUGGACUGACGACAGCAACCUUUUUGAUGAUGAACCCAGCAAAAAAGGACCCAAAAUGGCAUCGCGAGGAAGCACACCAAGACCCUUCUUUUCUCUCCCAGGUUCAGUCGAAAUACACACCACAGACACCGAAUUGCCAGAGGCACCCAGUGUCAAUAAACUCUACAAACCUGUUGUCCUUGGUCUUCCUGCUGUAGACACUGGGGGGAAAUGGGGCGUGGUGGAUUUGCCCCCUGUUAAGUUUAGCAACUCUUAUUCUGAGCUGCUAAGCAUUCCUGAAGAGUGGAGAACUGUACCCUUACCUGUGACCAAACUUUACGAAAUGAAGCAGAAGUUCCCCGAAGACUGGUACCAUUUUGUACUUCGCCAGCUGGACUUCUUCCACUUGAAAGAAAACCCUUCAAGUUUACUCGAGGACAUCAUUAAAGAUGCUGCUUUGAAAGACUUGUACGUCAAGUGUGCCCUGUCCUGCUACAUUGCCGUGUUUGGGUUAGACGAUGUUCUUCCCUCGCCUGGCCACAUAUUCAGAGCCUACAAUGGAGGCCUUCCCUGGUCGGUCUGUUUGGACUGGCUGGUGGCAAAGCAGGAGCUAUUUCAGCUGGCCCUGAAAGUGUUCAGAUACACAGUUAAGCUUUUGGUUGACCAAGCAAGUCUGGGACCAGUGGAAAGUUUCAAAGAGCUGCUAAGCUGUCUUGAAGAAUAUGAGAACGACUGGUACAUUGGACUGGUGUCUGAAGAAAAGUGGCAGCAAGCUGUUUUACGAGAAAAGCCAUAUCUUUUUUCCUUGGGGCAUGACCCUAAUAUGGGAGUUUAUACCAGCAGAGUCCUCACCCUUCAGGAAUUCCUAGUGCAAGUGGGGAAACUGAACAACGAAGCUGUUAGAGGGCAGUGGGCAAACCUUUCUUGGGAGCUGCUGUACGCCACCAACGACGACGAGGAACGCUACAGCAUCCAAGCUCAUCCUGUCCUCUUGAGGAACCUGACCAUACAAGCAGCAGAUCCUCCCCUGGGCUACCCAGUUUAUUCCUGCGAACCUCUCCAUGUACCUCUGCUCUAGAACUUGACCCUUGGCCCUUUGGUUUCCUAAAGAAAAACUGCAUUAAUUUUCUUGACUCUUGCAGCAAGGAAAACUUAAGUUGCCAAAGAUAUCGGUGGCAGCAGAAGAGGCCAUUUUUUGGGGCAGGAAUAUUAUGAACGUGUCUCUUUCAGCUCCAGUGAUGUCUGAACCUCUGAUCCUGUUGGGCUGAUGGAGGGAGAUGCUGGGAGAAGACUUAAAAGCAGGCAAUAAGCUCAUUGAUGUAUUCUGCGAGGUUGUUGUUUUUUUAAAUGAAAAAUCAGUAACUUGACAGGUGACUUGCAUUAGAAGGCAGGUCACAGCUUACAUACUUUGAAACCACAGGUUAGUACAAAAAUGUACAUAGGAUGAAAGCUUUCCCCCCGAUAUUGAAAGACCACACUUGGAUUUUAUCACUUGUUUAUAUUGUAUAGCUUUAUUUGCAUUGUCAAAGUGAUACUUGAAGAAACACUCAAUAAUACAUCUGUUCAGCCUGCAGCGAGUUCUUUUCAAAUAUAGCAAGUCGGAUACUCUUA